ACACAUGGCAUAACACAUGAGUUCUUGAUUUGUAACACCAGUGACUUCAGAACUGUCUGAACUCUUGCUGUUUUACUGAAUUUUGGCAGAGCAGUGAGGUAAGGUGGUCUUGAUAACACAGACAGGAUGGAGGUAGUAGAAAUGCUAGGAUGGAGUGCAAUGGUAGUAACACUUUGCUUCUUCCUUACUGGCAUUCCACUGUGUAGGCACAUGUGGAGCACUAGUGAUACCACCACAUUUCCAAUUAUUACAUUUCUUUUGACCGUUGUUAACACGUUUUUUAUGGCCGAUUAUGGAUACCGACAAGGUGACAACAUCAUCUUCUGGCUCAACUUCUGCGGAGUUUUUCUUCAUAUAGGCUAUGUUUCUCUUUUCUGCUUCAUGGAAAUAAGACGCAAUGAGUUUGAAGCAGCGAUCCGCUUCCUCCUGAUUGGAGCCAUCACCGUUACUGUCUAUGCGUACCUACACGGAGUCGUAGAUGACCAGGCACAAGUAACCAAUAUAGUGGGUCUUAUAGGAUCUUCUGUGGUAGCAGUCUUGCAGAUGAUUCCUCUGAUGGGUGCAGUGCAGGCGUGGAGGUCGGGGUUGCGGCUCAAUGCCGACAUGCUGUUCACCGCGAUGGGUCUCAUCACGGCCAUGCUGUGGACGACGUACGGACUCAUGCUCAGCGACAUCUACAUCCUGGCGCCAUCUUGCCCCGGAGUGAUCGGAGGCGUUCUUAGCAUCUCCAUGUUACUGACGCAAGGCGAGCAACGUGCCAAGGCCGAAUAGUCCGGCUCGCUCCCGGACUGACACCCGCUCGCUCCCGGAACGACGUCCGCUCGCUCCCGGACUGACGUCCGCUCGCUCCCGGAACGACGACCGCUCGCUCCCGGAACGACACCCGCUCGCUCCCGGACGACGACCGCUCGCUCCCGGAACGACGUCCGCUCGCUCCCGGACUGACGUCCGCUCGCUCCCGGAACGAAGUCCGCCCGCUCCCGGAACGACACCGCUCGCUCCCGGAACGACGACCGCUCGCUCCCGGAACGACGUCCGCUCGCUCCGGAACGAUGCCGCUCGCUCCCGGAACGACGACCGCUCGCUCCCGGAACGACGUCCGCUCGCUCCCGGAACGACGCCCGCUCGCUCUCGGAACGACGUCCGCUCGCUCCCGGAACGAAGUCUGCCCGCUCCCGGAACGAUGACCGCUCGCUCCCGGAACGACGCCCGCCCGCUUUCCGGAACGACGUCCGCUCGCUCCCGGAACGAAGUCCGCCCGCUGCCGGAACGAUGUCAGAAAGAAACAAGUUUUUUUCUUCCGUAAUCCGACGUAGGGGGGAAUUUGUUUACCGUGUUCGUUAGUGGUUUUCUAUGAAGCGACUUGGUCGUAGGGCCCCCUCUGUUGCAGAGCUCGACCUUGUUAUUGUGAUUUGUACGAGUCCUCUUCGCAUGCUGGGA
Messenger RNA from Priapulus caudatus, 1440 nucleotides. RefSeq names its product sugar transporter SWEET1-like. The record is from RefSeq and is a predicted model, not a curated record. Bases 127 to 771 code for a protein of 214 amino acids. Gene Ontology annotation, cellular component: membrane. Gene Ontology annotation, biological process: carbohydrate transport. Gene Ontology annotation, molecular function: sugar transmembrane transporter activity. The transcript has 7 exons. Lineage: Eukaryota; Metazoa; Priapulida; Priapulimorpha; Priapulimorphida; Priapulidae.